AUGAAUGUUGUUGGUUGCAAGUGGGUGUUUAGAACCAAGAGAAAGGCAGAUGGUUCGAUUGAGAGUCAUAAAGCUCGGUUGGUUGCUAAAGGUUUUAAUCAGGUUGCCGAAGAGGACUUCUUUGAGACUUUUAGUACUGUGGUUAAGCCGACUACGGUACGUCUCCUAUCCUUAGCUAUUUCCCGUGGGUGGACCAUUCGUCAAUUGGACAUCCAUAAUGCAUUCUUGAAUGGAAAGUUGGCUGAAACUGUGUAUACGCGCCAACCUCCUGGCUAUGAGGACAAGACACUUUCCGGUCACGUGUGUUUGCUUCAGCGGUCUUUAUAUGGGCUUAAGCAGGCACCUCGUGCCUGGUUCACGCGACUGCAUAAUUAUCUGGUUUCUGUGGGUUUCUCGCCUUCUAAAACAGAUGUUUCUUUAUUUAUUUACUCGCGUGACAAUAUUCGGCUAUAUUUUCUUGUCUAUGUGGAUGAUAUUUUAAUUAUGGGUUCUGAUUCAGAUCGUGUUGCUACACUGGUCAAUAAGCUGUCUCUUGAAUUUAAAGUCCGUGAUAUGGGGUUCUGUCUUUUUUUUUGGGGAAUUGAAACUGUUCAAUCAUCUAGUGGCAUGCUUUUAUCUCAGCAGCGUCACAUGAAAGACAUUUUCAAACGAGCAAGUAUGGUUGACUGCAAACCGGUGGCCACGCUGAUUUCACUUACCAAACUCGUGGAUGGCCCUAUGGUUCUAUAUGCAGAUCCGACUCAUUAUCGCAGCGUUGCAGGGGCCCUACAGUAUCUUACCGUCACUCGUCCUGAUUUGUCCUAUGCCGUCAAUCGUCUGUGUCAGCAUAUGCAUGCUCCUACCACUGUAGAUUGGGCGGCCUUGAAAAGGGUCCUGCGCUAUAUCAAUGGUUCUCUCAAUCUUGGUCUGCACAUAUCUUGUUCUGACUCUCUUGAUAUUCAUGCUUAUUCUGACUCAGAUUGGGCUGGUAAUCCGGACGAUAGAAAGUCCACUAGUGGUUUUACUGUCUUUCUUGGGAAGAAUCUUAUAUCUUGA
Ipomoea nil (Japanese morning glory) is the source of this 1035-nucleotide messenger RNA. RefSeq lists its product as uncharacterized. NCBI's taxonomy places the organism in Eukaryota, Viridiplantae, Streptophyta, Magnoliopsida, Solanales, Convolvulaceae. The record is from RefSeq and is a predicted model, not a curated record. The transcript has a single exon. Bases 1 to 1035 code for a protein of 344 amino acids.